Messenger RNA from Parasteatoda tepidariorum (common house spider), 2475 nucleotides. Its product is annotated as E3 ubiquitin-protein ligase COP1. Gene Ontology annotation, biological process: proteasome-mediated ubiquitin-dependent protein catabolic process. Gene Ontology annotation, molecular function: protein binding; ubiquitin protein ligase activity. The record is from RefSeq and is a predicted model, not a curated record. Lineage: Eukaryota; Metazoa; Arthropoda; Arachnida; Araneae; Theridiidae.
UUAUGCUUUCCUUUUUCUGAUAUCAACUCAACUCCAAAAGAAUUUUUUUUAAAGAGGGGGCAAAGUAGGGAAAAAAUUUAUUUGUUUUGUUGGCUUUUUUGUUGUUUUACACUUUGAGCCUGUUAAUAAGAUGUGACCAAUACACAUAUUCUCUGAAAUCAAUUCAGAAUAUGUUUUUAAUUAUUAAGAAAAAAAUUAAGAAGCCAGAGUACAAAAAGCAUUUACAAAAAUCCUUACUUUUGCAUUUUAAGUGAAAGUAUUGCAUCAAAUCACCUUCGAAUUAAAUUUAUAUAUUCUUCCUCAGUUAUUGACUUAAAAUGACCUUAAUACUUUUAGAAUUUUAAAACGUGAAGCAUUUUGAUUUUAGAGAAGGUACUUUUGUUUUCAUUGCUGAACUAUAAUGGCUGAAAGUAUUUCCUCUAAUAGAUCUUUAUUGGCUGCUUCAUCUGAUGGUCCCAGAAGAGUUAAGAAAAGACCCAAUCCCCCUCCUAUUUUCAAUGGUACAGCCCCAUCAGAAAUUAGAAAUACUGAGCUAUUAUGCUCUCUCUGUUAUAACCUGAUUAAUGAAGCACACAUGACUAAAUGUGGACACACCUAUUGUUAUGCCUGCAUAAAAACUGCAAUUGAAACCCAGAAAAAAUGUCCUAAAUGCAGCACACCAAUUGAAAGUGUUGAUGAAAUCUUCCCCAAUUGUUUAUUAAAUGAAGUAGUUGCCAAAGAAAAGAGUCGAAUCCCCAGUAAACGAGUGAAAUGCUGCCCAGAACAUACAGACAGCUUGUUUGAACUACAGUCAUUUUUAUCUAAAGAGAAAUGUAAUCUGACCAUAGAGGAAGUUAAUUUAAUGCUGGAAGUCUUGGCUCAGAAAAAACAACAGUUAGAAGCUGAUUGUAGAGAAACUGAGCUACUCAUCCUGAGAGAAUUUUUAGAAGAAGUUCAACGGCACAAAAAGGAGGAGUUGAAAAGAAUUCAAGAACAACUACAAAUGGUUGAUGGAGAUAUUAGUGUUGUAAAGGAUACUCUUAAAUCCCAUGUAUUGAUGUACCCUCCUCAGAAGCAAAUAAAAUGUGAGCCUUCAACUUCUGCUGUAAAUAACUGUUCUCUAAACUUGGGUAACUGUUCCUAUGCUAAAAAACAAGAUGGUUUCAAUGGGAGUAAAUAUGUGAGUAAGACGUGUGUUGCUCCUAGUUUCAAUUCCAGAAAGAAAAGAAUGUAUGAGCACUAUAAUGAUCUUCAAAAAAGUUACUUUAACCUGAAGUCCCUAGAUAGCAUUCCUUCAGAAAAUGGUUCUAUGAGGACUUCAGGUAUUGAUUUAUUUGAAGAAAAUUUAAUAAAAUUUACUAGAUUUAGUUAUGUGAGACCUUUAGCUGCCUUAAACUAUUCCAAUGAUUCUUUCAAUGGAUCCAAUAUAGUAUCUAGCAUUGAAUUCGAAAAAGAUAAUGAAUAUUUUGCAAUUGCGGGGGUCACGAAAAAAAUAAAGGUCUAUGAGUAUGCGUCUGUGAUAAGAGAUCCCAUUGAUGUUCAUUGCCCAGUAAAUGAGAUGGUGUGCAACCAAAAAAUUAGCUGUAUCAGUUGGAGUUCAUUUCAUAAAAACAUGUUGGCCAGCAGUGAUUACGAAGGUACUGUUACGCUUUGGGAUGCUUUCACUAAUCAGAAAGUAAAAACAUAUCAGGAGCAUGAGAAAAGGUGUUGGAGCGUUGACUUCAAUAAAGUGGAUACCAAGUUGAUAGCAUCUGGUUCAGAUGAUUCAAAAGUUAAACUCUGGAUGACUAAUAUGGAACAUUCCUGUGCUACGCUGGAGGCUAAAGCCAAUGUUUGUUGUGUCAAGUUUAGCCCAUCUAGCAAAUAUCACCUAGCAUUUGGUUCUGCAGAUCACUGUGUUCAUUAUUAUGAUUUACGUAAAUUAAGUGAAGCUCAGCAAGUAUUUAAAGGGCAUAAAAAGGCAGUUUCUUACGUCAAGUUUCUAAAUGCUGAAGAAAUAGUCUCUGCUUCUACAGAUAGCCAGUUAAAACUGUGGGACGUCCUGCAUCAGAAUGCCCUGCGUUCUUUUAAAGGUCAUCUGAAUGAAAAGAAUUUUGUUGGUUUAGCCACAGAUGGUGAUUUCAUCACUUGUGGGAGUGAGAAUAAUUCAUUAUAUGUGUAUUACAAAGGUCUUUCUUCACCAGUGCUGACAUUUAAGUUUGAGACAUUCAAAAGUAUACUUGACAGAAAUGUUAAGGAAGAUGACUCAAAUGAAUUUGUUAGUGCUGUAUGUUGGAGAAUGGGUUCAAAUGUAGUUGUUGCUGCCAACAGUCAAGGAAAUAUUAAAAUUUUGGAACUUGUAUAGAACAAACUGAGUGUGUAUAUAUUGUACAUAUAAGAGACCGAUGUGUAUAUAAAAAAAAAAAUGAUUUUUAUAUUUGUUAUUACGAGUGGCAGCUAAAUAGAGCUUUCAUGAAUAGAUCAUGCCAAAUUAAUAAAAUGUAUUAUUUUAGACUA